UGGUGGAGUGAGGGUGUGCUGUGUGUGGCUGUGUUCCUCGCUGCCUCGGCACACACUUCUCUACUUCCCUGGAUUGCUUCACAUUGAUGUGUUUUUAUCUAAUCAAACUAGUAGCGGAGCUCACAUGCUACCGCAAACCUGUUUAAGGGUUAACUUGUUAUAAAUGUUAAGGUUACAUUGAAUUAUUGACCAAUAAGUGAACAAUGAUAAUAAAUGCCUUGUUCCGAGGCUGUUGGUUAUGAACGCUGUUAUUAUGGAUGUAACUGAAAGCAAUUCGUCUUAGGAAGGAGUUAAAAAAAAUUUCCCUUGUGAAUCAGGUACAAAUAAAUACGUGGGAUUAUUAAACAACAUUGCAAAGCUCAAAAUUAUCGUAUAAUUUAGUGCUUACGAGAUAUCACGUUAGAUCCAGAUGUGUCAGCACAUCAGUGUUCAUUAUAUACAGGAAACUGGAAAUUAUAUUCACAGGUGAAUUUCUGGCAACCAGUUAUAUUGAAUUAGAUUUAGAGAGACGUGUGAAAAAGUCAUCGGUUAUGUGUAUCAUACAUAACAAUUUGUACAUAAUUUAUUAAUUGAAAACGAAAGUAAAUCAUCACUCGCAGCAAAAUACCGGAGGUAUUAUUGUCUUGUUUAAUGUGUACACAACUUUUUUCUUAAGACAAGAAAUACGAACAUGGGAGCACAAAAUCUUUACAGUGGUAACUGGCUGGUCCCUCGUUGUUGCAGUCUGGGGCUGAAAAAACACAACUGGGCCAGUACACGAGAAAGAAUUGCAAUGUGACUAUGUGAUUGCUGUCUCAGUGGCUGCCACUAGUUGUGGUAUAGUGACUUUAAUCUAGUGAUCCCAGUGUGUUGUCUUCGUAGUGUGAGAGUCACUGUAAACACCAGGCUGGGAGGAGAGUCGUGUACACAUGUACUGAUGUUAGACUGAAUUAUGUUUUAUUGUGUUACUGUCUAUGGUACGAUCAAUCUUGUGGAACUUUGAUCAUCAAUCUACAAAUAUUUAAAUAAAAACAAAGGUGAAAUAUGUUGCUGGAGUACACAGCUGAUGAGAGGCAACAUAGCAACAAAUAAACUGUUCCAGCAGUGUUAAUAACUUAAUUUCAGUUGUCUGUAAAAACCGAUUCAAACCGUGCAAAAAAAAAGAAAAGUCGAACUCUGAAGGAUAAAAAAGGAUUGUAAAUAUUUCUGUUUGUAAUGGUGGGUUAAGCCCGUCAGCCUGGGUCAUCUGUACUCGCCUGGAACUGGUUAAGGUCGCCACCCUGGGUCAUCUGUACUCGCCUGGAACUGGUUAAGCCCGUCAGCCUGGGUCAUCUGUACUCGCCUGGAACUGGUUAAGGUCGCCAGCCUGGGUCAUCUGUACUCGCCUGGAACUGGUUAAGGUCGCCACCCUGGGUCAUCUGUACUCGCCUGGAACUGGUUAAGCCCGUCAGCCUGGGUCAUCUGUACUCGCCUGGAACUGGUUAAGGUCGCCAGCCUGGGUCAUCUGUACUCGCCUGGAACUGGUUAAGGUCGCCACCCUGGGUCAUCCGUACUCGCCUGGAACUGGUUAAGGUCGCCAGCCUGGGUCAUCUGUACUCGCCUGGAACUGGUUAAGCCCGUCAGCCUGGGUCAUCUGUACUCGCCUGGAACUGGUUAAGCCCGUCAGCCUGGGUCAUCUGUACUCGCCUGGAACUGGUUAAGGUCGCCAGCCUGGGUCAUCUGUACUCGCCUGGAACUGGUUAAGGUCGCCACCCUGGGUCAUCCGUACUCGCCUGGAACUGGUUAAGGUCGCCAGCCUGGGUCAUCUGUACUCGCCUGGAACUGGUUAAGCCCGUCAGCCUGGGUCAUCUGUACUCGCCUGGAACUGGUUAAGCCCGUCAGCCUGGGUCAUCUGUACUCGCCUGGAACUGGUUAAGCCCGGCACCCUGGGUCAUCUGUACUCGCCUGGAACUGGUUAAGCCCAUCAGCCUGGGUCAUCUGUACUCGCCUGGAACUGAAGGCGCCUUCUUUCUUUCUAGUCAAUAAGACAAUAUAGAUUUUGUUAAGUGCUCAGUGGACUGGCUUCAUUAACUAACUUUCCAUCAGAAGUGUUCAUCACAAUGGUUCCAUUCUUCGUGCUAAUGUUCACCUGGACACUGCUGAACACCGACGGUGCUACACUCGAGUCUAUUAACACUGGGCCGCUGUUCAUGACUGACGUGGUGAAGGGAGGACGAGCAGAGAUGCCAUGUGACGUGGUGACAGCAGACUCCAGUGACCGUGUUGUGCUGGUACUCUGGUACAAGGAUGGUGUUGGUGCUCCUAUCUACAGCUACGACUCGCGGAAGCACAGUCUCCUGGACGCAAGAAACUGGGCGGACGAGAAGACGCUGGGCGGUCGUGGUCACUUCGACUUGCAGUCGUCACCAGCUUCGCUCGUCUUAGACAACGUGCGGGCCAGUGACGAGGGUCUGUACCGCUGCCGCGUUGACUUCAAGAAGAGUCCCACCAGGAACGCUAGAACCAACCUCACAGUCAUCAUUCCUCCAGACGACCCUGUCAUCCUGACCCAGCAGCAGGGAGGAGCACCAGUCUGGACCAUGGUGGGUCCUUACAACGAGGGAGACACACUCUCUCUCACUUGUGAAGUCAGUGGAGGUAAACCGGCACCCAGGGUCACCUGGUGGAUGAAGGGCGAGAUGAUAGAUGACACAUACGAGUCCCUAGGUGCACACACGGUGACCAACACACUCACCCUGGUGGGACUCUCUCGUGCACACCUCCACGCCGUCCUGGUGUGCACGGCGUCCAACAGUAACCACACUGCUGCCGUCCACACCUCCAUCACCAUCGAGAUGAACUUUAAGCCGCUGUCUGUGACAAUCCUGGCCUCCAGGGAAGCCGUGUCUGCUGGCAAGGAGUACGAGCUGGCGUGUCAGAGUGUGGGAGCACGACCUCCAGCCUCCCUCACCUGGUGGCUAGAUGGUGUCCAGCUGGCCAACACUUCCAUCUCUACUGCGAGCAACGGUAACGUGACGCUAAGUAAACUACUGCUGGUGCCCAGUGACGCUGACGGAGGCAAGUUCUUGAAAUGUUUGGCCGAGUCACCCGUCAUUGACCACCAGCCCCUCUACGACCUCUGGAAACUGGACGUCCAGUACACCCCACAUGUGUACCUGGCGAUGGGUAGCAACCUCAGUCCAAAUGAAAUAAAGGAAGGAGACGAUGUUUACUUUGAGUGCAACGUCAGAGCUCAUCCCUACGUUUACAAGGUCCUCUGGUAUCAUAAUGGAGUGCAGGUGCAACACAACGUGUCUGCAGGAGUGAUCGUCAGUAACCAGAGUCUGGUGAUCCAGAGAGUCCGUCGUCAACAAACUGGUCUGUAUACCUGUGUGGCCUCUAACAUCGAGGGAGACGGUCAGAGUAAUGCAGUCGUCCUCAGAGUUCAAUAUGCCCCAGUGUGCGCCUCAGGACAGGUCCACGUCUACGGCGCCGCUAAGAACGAAGAAGUGUCGGUCACUUGCCGUCUGGACGCUGUGCCUCCCGUUGUUCAUUUCUUCUGGCGAUUUAACAGCAGCGGUGACGUAGUUGACAUCGCAGAGAACCACGUGGCCACACAGGGUCUCCAGUCGUCCUUGUCUUACGUUGCCCGCACAGACCUCGACUAUGGCACUUUACUGUGUUGGGGCAGCAAUGCCCUGGGCAGACAGAAGAUACCCUGCUCAUACAAGGUGAUCGCUGCUGGCAAACCUAAUCCCCCUGAGAACUGUAACCUUACCAACCAGACGACAGAGACGCUGAAGGUUCACUGUGUGCCUGGCUACGACGGCGGCCUUCUGCAGAAAUUUAUUAUGGAGGUUUACGAGGCAGUGAGUCAACGCUUGUUACUCAACAUUACAGAAAAUUCCGCCCCGGAUUUUACCUUGCGGGGGCUCGAACCUGGGACUUCUUACAUCGUGCAUGCUUACGCUGCCAAUGAUAGAGGUUCCAGUGAGAAGCGUUAUCUCACUGGCUAUACUAUUAAAGACGUGGCAGAGAGACGCACUGCUCCAGUAAGACCUCCUCCUGAAGAGUUAGUGGUAAUGACACCCAUCCUGGCAGUGGUGGUAGGAGUGGUGGGGUCGCUGGUGCUGGUGGCACUGGUGGCACUAAUGGUGGUUAACCUCAAGAAAAAGCGACGUCCAGAAUGCAAGACCGUCACACUGCAGUUGCAGACGUCUUUAACUGACACUCGGGACCUCGACGAGAAGAAUCCUGACCUCAUCCCUGCCAACGGUAACGGAGGGGUGCAGAGUCAGAGCCCAACUACCCCAGAGGAAGGUGGCUUUGGCAGUGUCCACGUCUGCGCCUCCGUCCCCUACACCACUACGCACCACCUCCACACAAUACAACACAAGAUAAGACGGAACGAGGAGCUAAUGUAUGCGGAGUUGUCGUUACCUCGAAGCAGCGAGCACUAUCCCACUACUACCACCAUCACUACUACUACUACUAGCAGCUUCUGUGGUCACUAUCCCACCACCACCACCUCCACUAGCAGCUUCUACCGUCACAGGCCAGACUCUACUAUAUACACCCAGGUAGAGCCCGCCUUGCCUGGUGCCCCUGUGUCGUUGGGAGUCGCCCCUGUCAAGAGUGGCCUUGUGAGUGCGGGUGGCCUGAUGGGUGGCAAGCUGGGUGGCAGCGUCGUUUGUGUAAUGGGUGGCAACAUACGUAGCAGCAUGGGUGGAAGCAUCUGUGGCAGUACAGUUGGAAUGGGUGGCAACAUAUGCCCUGGAAACAGCAUAGUAUUAGGGACCAUGUGCCCUCAGGAGCACAUGGUUGGUACCCUGGAUAGUCUGGCUUUCACUACGUCUCCACGUGGAUUUGGGAGUAACCCAGUGACCCAACCCAUGCUGUCAGAGGAAGACGACAAGGCCACAGUUGACAUGCCUCUCGUAAAUGACCACAAAGAGAGUGAAGUGUGACCUCGGUUGACCAAGCUGAUCUUAGUACACUGCCUUCAACCCUAGAGACACUAACCAUUCAUCUCCAACUAAAUCAUCUUUCAACAAGCCGGCCGUAUCCCACCGAGGCAAGGUGACCCAUAAAAGAAAAUCGAAAGUUUCUCUUCUUAAAUUUAGUAAUGUAUAUAGGACAAGUGGUCACUAGCCCCCUUGCUCCCGUCCCAGCUAAAUAUCUAAACACAGUGUUACAUUCCACUGUCUCGCCACUGUGUGUUACUAAGUGACUGAGAUCACAAAUAAAUCUUAUAUAAACUAAAUCAGUCGGUUUUGUGACUUAAAUAUAUGAAAAGUUUGAAUAAAAUUCCAAUGUUAAAUAUUUUUUGUAAAUACGGUAGUGGAAUGUUAUCAUUUUUAGCUGCAAAACUCUGAGCCUCAUACAGAUUUAUAAUUUAAGUUACGUGGCUCUGUGAGUCAUUACAUUUCAAUGAUGUGUCCCGUGGUUUGGUUGGCAACGCACUCGCCUCACAUACUGAGUGUCCGUGGUUCAAUCCACGGCACGGGUGGAAACUUUGAGCAUGUUUCCUUACAACUGUUGUCCCUGUUCAUUUAGCAGUAAGUAGGUACCUGGGUGUUAGUGGAUUGGUGUGGGUGGCAUCCUGGGGAAUAAGAUUGAAGGAUCACAGUGGAAAUAAGACUCGAUGACGCAUUGACUUUCUUGGGCUAUCCUGGGUGGUUCACACUGCCUAUCCCAGGUUAUCCUGGGUGGUUCACACUGCCUAUCCCAGGUUAUCCUGGGUGGUUCACACUGCCUAUCCCAGGUUAUCCUGGGUGGCUAACCCUCCCGGGUUAAAAAUCCAAACAAAUCUUAUCUUAAUCAUAAAGAACGCCAUGUGAAGCCUACAUCAGGCUUAUAAAUUAAUUAUAAUGAACUGCCUGAAGCCCCGAGAGAACAGUUGAAACCCUCGACUGAACAGUUGAAAUGAACAGUGGAAACCCUCAACUGAACAGUAGAAACCCUCGACCGAACAGUGAAAACCCUCGACUGAACAGUUGAAAUGAACAGUGGAAACCCUCGACUGAACAGUGGAAACCCUCGACUGAACAGUUGAAAUGAACAGUGGAAACCCUGGACUGAACAGUGGAAACCCUCGACUGAACAGUUGAAAUGAACAGUGGAAACCCUGGACUGAACAGUGGAAACCCUCGACUGAGCUAAAGUAAACCACUGAAUCAAUUUCGUAAAAUUAUCGAGUCAACGAAGUGUAGGAGAAAAAUCAACUGAGAGUGAUAUUCGUAAAUUCUUGUAAAAUUCUUGUAAAAAAACUUGUAUAAAAAUUGAAAUAACUGAGUGAAAGGAACUUUGAGUAAGACAAUGAACCAGUGGAAGGAAUUUUGAGUCUUCAUAGAGAAGAAUUAUGUUUUGUUUUCUUCCGAAACUGAGAA
Messenger RNA from Cherax quadricarinatus, 6347 nucleotides. RefSeq names its product neural cell adhesion molecule 2-like. Gene Ontology annotation, molecular function: protein binding. Lineage: Eukaryota; Metazoa; Arthropoda; Malacostraca; Decapoda; Parastacidae. The record is from RefSeq and is a predicted model, not a curated record.